Molecule: messenger RNA, 6220 nt
Organism: Gopherus flavomarginatus (Mexican gopher tortoise)
Lineage: Eukaryota; Metazoa; Chordata; Testudines; Testudinidae
Gene: GATD1
Product: glutamine amidotransferase class 1 domain containing 1
Exons: 8
Coding region: 56-751 (231 amino acids)
Source: RefSeq, a predicted model, not a curated record
UGCGGCCGGCCGGGCCCGGGACCAUCCUCUGGGGCCGUCGCCCCGGCCCGUCCAUAUGCGGAGGCAGCCGCCGCCGGGCCCCGCCAGCGCCAUGUCGGAGCGGCCCGGGAAGCCCGCCUGCCUCAUCGUCGCCAGCGCGGCCUCCGCGGGUGUGUCUGCCCAAUCCUUUCUUCAUUCUUUUACACUGGCUAGCGCUGCUUUUAAUCUACAAGUUGCCACUCCAGGGGGGAAGUUAAUUGACUUUGUUGAUGUGAAUGAGAGCAACAUGCGUUGGAUACAGGACUUCCGAAUGAAAUCUUAUGCAAAUCCUGCCAAGUUGGAGUCAAUUGAUGGUGCUAGAUACCAUGCCCUGUUGAUUCCUAACUGUCCAGGGGCUUUGACUGACCUUGCAAACAGUGGAUACCUAGCUAGGAUAUUGCAGCACUUCAGCAAUGAGAACAAGCCUAUUUGUGCUGUGGGACAUGGAGUUGCUGCUUUAUGCUGUGCCACAAAUGAGGAUAAAUCGUGGGUAUUUCAGGGAUACAGCCUGACAGGGCCCUCUGUGUAUGAGCUGAUAAGGCAGCCCAGUUUUGCCAGUUUGUCCAUUAUUGUGGAGGACUUUGUGAAAGAUUCUGGAGCGACUUUUAGUGCCAGCAAGCCAGAUGCCGUACACAUAGUUCUGGACAGGCACCUUGUUACAGGACAGAAUGAGAAUUCCACUGUUAUAGCAGUCCAGAACCUUAUUAAUCUCUGCAAUGGCAGCAGGAAAUGAAGGAGCCGGCCUCCUUGUAGCUGGAAUAGAUGAAGAGCCAGAGAGACUGAAGAUUUUCUUGUCUGUGAAUGGGAUGUCUUGCUGAUGAAGAGGGCCAUCAGCACUUCUGUUGAUUCUGUGAUCAUGAAGAGGCGGUACCAAUGUACAUGCAGAGUGGAUAAAGCUUGUGAACAAGAAAGCAUUUACAUGUGUCACUCCUUAAACAUGAUCCUGAAAUAGUCUCACUUAUGUUUCUGGUAGUGAAACUUUUCUUGCAGAUUUUCUCCCCCCUGCCCUUGAAAAAAGAGGUUUCUAAAUUUUACAUGGGAAAACAUCCUAAAAAGAGCAUAUAUAUGUAUAGUACCAACACUUCUCCUUGUGCUAAAGGGAAGAGAUCCCACUCCAGGGCUAUAUGAUGUCAGCCCUUAGUUGGGAAUCUGAUAAUUCAGCUCCAUAGCAAAACAGUUCUGGAAUACUCUCAAUUUAGGUCCAUUCAUUUAUCAGCUGGUGCCUGUGGUUCAAAUAUCAAACUCCACAAUUAAUGCUGCAUUGAAUUGCAGUUUGAAGUCUAUUCUAUACCUCUGUCCAAUGAGUCACAAAGUUGGCUCCAGACUCUCUAAAUGGAUAUUUGAAAGUGUGACAGAUUUGAGAUAUAAAGAAAAAUGCUUAGAUAAAUCCUGCAUGAGUGCAACUUGAACAAUUUAGUCUGAAGCAGCUCACCUUGACGAUACCAUUGACAUAAUGUGCGCUUUUCUCAUUGUGUAUUCAGGUUAAUACACUUCUUUAAAAAAUCUGCUCAAAGGUUGUUUUAAAGGACCCUCUAAAAAGUCAUUUGCAGUACUGUCUUGUGCAGCGUGUAUUAUGAAUUUGUAUUGUUUGGAUUGUCAGAAAUAUUGACCUCUGGCAAGUACAGUGCGAUUGUCUGUUCUUGGAAUUAAUUUUAUUACAGAAGUAAAAAUCUAGAAAUGAAUUUACUUGGACCAAAUAGAUUUCAUCCUGCACAUAGUUUCUUAGUAGAUCAAUGACUCAUUCUCUUUGCAUUUCAUAUUGAGCAUGUUAUUGGUUCCUUUCCAUCCAUUUAAAAAAUGAAAGGGACCAUCAGCCCACGAAGAAGGGUUUUCCCUCCACCUUAGUCCUAACCAUGUGAAAGCUGUUGCCAGAAGGGAUGCAUUCAUGGGUUGGUUUUUUUUCCAUGACUGAAAUUGAGACCACCCUUUUCUGCAGUAUUCUCUAGGGAGCAGGACUCAUGAAGUUUCUCCUGGUUUCAUUUUUUCUUAAAGGGAGCAUGAGAUGCUGUAAUCAUAGUCAUCUGGCAGACCAGCCUUGUUUCCUUUUCUGAGGGGAAAUGUUUAUUAGCUCUACUUCCUCUCAGAACUGGUGUGUGAGUUUAAAUAAUUUGCUAUGGGGGUUUCCAGGCUUUCUGUCUGUGUUGUAAACUGAAGCCCUGCUUUUAGAUUUGCACUUAUGAUGGAAAUGUUCAUUAAAUCUUCAUCCCUGUCAGCUUCUGUCAAGGAUUUUCUUUUAGUUUCUUCUCUGCUGCCAGAACAUAUGUCUCAGCUGCAGUUUUUGGUGGACCAUCCAGUGAAAUGAUGUGGAACAUCUAUUUCAGUAGCAUGCAGAGGUGGGGCAGUAUGGGACAGCUUCUGAAAGCCAGCAACAGUCGAUGUAAGCAACACAGUAUCUACGCUCACGCUUCGUCAACCUAACUACAUCGCCAUUGACUCGACGCCUCUCAUGGAGGUGGAGUUAAGUCAGUGUAACGGGCCAGUUAUGUCUGUGGGAGUGAAAUUUUACUGUAGAUGCUUACAUAGAUCAGCGUAAGCUGUUUUGCUUCUACCUAACUCUAGAAUAGACCGGGACAGAGAUUGGGGCCCCAUUGUGGUGGGUGAUGUACUCACACAGAGCAAGAGAUAGGCUCUGCCUCAAAGAACUUACAGUCUAAAUAGACAAAACAAAGCCCUGUCCACUAGACCAGAGGUUCUCAAACUGGGAGGCAGGCCCUGGGGGCGGGGACAGCACAUGAGCAGUUUUAGGGGGGAAAAAGACUUACUGCGCACAUUUUGCCCACAGCAAUGAAUAACUAGCAAAGCUGAUUCCUCCAGACAUUGUAGCUCCUCAGAUGGCGCUGUGCAUUUGACUCUAGAUGGCACUGUUCAUAUUGAUGGGUUUCUGUUAACCUUGCAUCAUACAAAGUUGCUGCCAUCUGUAUAGUAAUCUGUUUGCUACGACACUGCGUGCACAUUUAACUGUAAGCAUCAAGCACAAUCGCUGUUUUGCUUUUGCUCUUAUUACUAUGGAUCAUUGGCUCUGUUUGAAUCGAAGCCUUACUGUUUUUAAUAUUUAAGUAAGAGCUGCAUAUUGAGGGGUGGUUUUUUUUAUCGGUGUGUAUGUAUACUUGUGUGGUAGGAGGAGGGGGCAUAAACUACUACAGACACAAAGAAGGAGAGUGCGAUCAAACAAGUUUGAGAAAUACUACACCAGCCUACGCUGCCUCCCAUCUCUCUCUAGAAUGUUCCCAGCUUUGAUAGUCCAUAUUCCUGCCUCUCCCUUCAUCUCUCCCCGCCACCCCCAUUUUAAAAGCAGUUGAGAGAAACCUAGUUCUCUAAGAGCAGGAAACUGAAAGUUGCUCUCAAGACUGCCAAUCUUUUCUGCUUUUAUUUUUCUUAACUGAAACAUUUAGGGGCCAGUAGAGAAGACUUGUUAUUUCACCAAGGCUGAUUUCACCCAGAAUUAGAGUCCCAAGUACUAUUUUUUUCCCCAAUGGCAGCUUGAACUAGAAGUGUGAUGGCAAUAACUUGUGGUUUUGAAAGCACAAAGUGAAACAUAACUUAAUUAAAAAUAGUUUUUGAUUGGAUUUUGGUAGUAAACUGGGUUCUAUUUCAAGCUGUGCCUUGGGCUUCCUACCUGAUUUUGUGCAAACUUAACAUCUCAGUCCCCCCUCUGAAACAAGGGACUUACAACCACGUUGCUAUCUCACGGGAGUGCUGAGGCUUGAUUCCUAAUUGGCAAUGUGUUUGGUGACCCUUGGAUUGAAGAUGCUAGAUGAGCUCAAAGUAUUAAAAAGGUAACUAUCCAUCGUAACACUUUCAGUUGUAGCUGCUUGUCAUAAACAGAUGGUUAAGGGUUAAUGUCUCCUUUACCUGUAAAGGGUUAAGAAGCUCCGUGAACCUGGCUGACACCUGACCAGAGGACCAGUGGGGGGACAAGGUACUUUCAAAUCUUGGUGGAGGGAAGUUUUUGUUUGUGCUGUUUUUUUUUUUUUGUUCGUUCGCUCUUGGGGCUAAGAGGGACCAGACGUACACCCAGGUUUUCUCCAAUCUUUCUAAAUCAGUCUCUCAUGUUUCAAAAUAGUAAGUACUAGCCAGGAAAGGCAGAUUAGUCUUGUUUGUUUCCUUAACUUGUAAAUGUGUAUUUUGCUGGAAGGAUUUUUACCUCUGUUUGCUAUAGCUUUGAAUCUCAGACUUGGGGGGGGGAAGUCCCUCUAGUCUAUAUGAAUCUGAAUACCCUGUAAGCAUUUACCAUCCUGAUUUUACAGAGAUAAUUUUUUACUUUUUCUUUCUUUAAUUAAAAGCUUUCUUUUUAAGAACCUGAUUGAUUUUUCUUUGUUUUGGAAUCCAAGGGAUUGAGUCUAAACUCACCAGGGAUUGGUGGGGGGAAAGGAGGAAGGGAAUGGUUAAUUCCUCUUUGUUUUAAGAUCCAAGGAGUUUGGAUCUGUAUAGCUUCCCAAGGCAACCCAGGGAGGGGAAAGUCGGGGGGGGGGAAGGAGGGGGGAUGGUUUGUUUCUCCUUGUUUUAAGACCCAAGGGGUUUGGGUCUUGGGUUUUCCAGGAAAGGUUUUGGGGGAACAGGAAGUGAGCCAUAUUUUGGCUGGUGGCAGCGUACUAAAUUUAAGCUAGUAAUUAAGCUUAAAAGUGAUCAUGGAGGUCCCCACUUUUUGGACGCUAAAGUUCAAAGUGGGGAAAAGACCUUGACACUGCUUAUCUAUUUCUUUUGCCUCUUGUGACUAUCUACUAAACUUUGUAUGCACCUAUACGAGGAAGUUUUCCAGGUUAAUCAUUGUAAAAAAUAUGUAUAUGUUAACUGUACUACCUAAUAUUUUUGAGUGCCUCUUUGUUCUCACAUUAUGGGACUAGAAGAGGCAUCUUCCCUAUAUUUCAUGAUUCCCUCUUGUGUGCCCUUUUUCUGUCUGAUCUAAAUAGUCCCCAUAUUGGAGCCAUUUUUAUUGCAAAGCAGGGAGUAGGCAUUUCAUGCCCUAACAAGAAGUGGCUGGAUAGGUGAUGCAUAAUGUCUGCUUGCACUGUCUGAUGAAAAAAGAACAUUGGCUGUUUGAUAGUGACCUGAUUUCUAAUAGCAAAGUAAGUAAGUGAUUUUGAGAAGGAAUCCCUCACCCUGAUGUUCAUGGUGGACUACCAAGUGAUAGCCUUAGAAAUUUUAGUGACACAUAGUGAACGACUGACGCUGACACUAUUUUUAAAAAAUACAGUUUUCAUACAAUGCGACCAAUUUAAACUCAGGGCUGUAGACAGUGCUAGGCUGACAGAAGAAUUCUUCCGUCUACCUAGGUGCCUCCUCUCAAGGAGGUGCAUUUACUACUACAGUGAUGGAAGAACCCCUUCUGUCACUGUAGUGAGUGUCUACACUGGGGUGGAAAGAAUGUCAGGCUGUCUUACAAAACAUGUCCAGAGAGCAUGUUAGCUUUGGGAGGAGUCUUUCUGUUCUUUGGUCACUGAAUAAAAGUGCAAGGACACUAGCUUCUGCUGAGUGGAGCAAUGAAAGGGGUAACAGGAUGAAAAAGGGGUAAAGGUAACUGCACAAAGGAAGCUGCGGAUACUGUUUGGCUCAGGCUUUUUUAAAUUUUGGAAGAAAUCCUGGACUGAGAAAACAUUGUAGUGAUUUCAGAUGGUGAAAUAUAUUUGAUUUAUUUAGAAAUGCGGUUGCUAUAUCAUUGCAUUACUAAAAUAUGUUAGGGUGAACAUUGUUACAAAAGUUAGUGCCAUUUAUCCCCUCCUCUCCCUCACACAUACCAGAGCACAGAGAGCUGAUGUCACUUUUAAUCAGCUUCUGUCUCCUGACAAACACUCUGGUCCCCUCGCCCCUGGAGGGGCUGAUAGUCUCAAAGUUACAGUUUUCAUAAUUGAAGAACUAUUGGAAAAUGUUUUGAAAACAGCAACAUGUCUCUUGAAUUUGCUUCUCAAAUGCCUAUAUGGUAUGUUCUUCGCACCAAAACUACUGUCGUGUUUAACAUUCCCAUUCAUUUUGAAAUUAGUUAAAUGCAAACAAAGCUGAAGUACAGGCACAGAGAAAGAAAUGAAAACUUAAGUCAUUGUUAUGUGCCCAGCUAUUGGAGCAUGUCUCAGCUGUCCCUCAUUUAGUCCCAAAGUUAAACAUGUGCCACACAAAUUUGGCAUCCCCCUCAUUUUAUUCUUGAAAGUGUAUUUACAUCAGACAUAAAUAAUCAAGAAACUGCGGUUGUGGAAAGAGUGUUGCUAAA